CUGGCGGCGGGGGAGGCGGUGCGGCCGUCUAGGUCUCAGCCCACUCCGCACGGUCCCGGCGUCGGCUCCGGAGGGACCCUGGGCAGGUCUGCGCCCUCUUCGAUCCUUAUUGAAUCAGUGCUUUACACUAUAACUCAAUGCUCUCCAUGAAGCUGAGAUAUGCCCACUGUUGAGAGUGAAGCAAAGGUGAAGACCAAAGUUCGCUUUGAGGAAUUGCUUAAGGCCCACAAUGAUCUAAUACGUGAAAGAAGAAAACUGAAGAAAAAAAUUGGCAAAUCUGGAGAAAAAAUCUCACUUGAUGCAGUCAGAAGCAAUCUUCAGAAAAUCAGAGAAACUAAAAGUGAUGAUAUAAGUGCUGCUAACACUAAGAACCCAGGGAAGAACAUGCGAGUCACUAAAAACAAACCAAGAGAUCCGCAGCCAGCAACUGAAGAUCCAGAUAAUGAUGUUACUGUGGAGGACGACAAGCAAGAAAAGGCAAAUAAAAAGGUUAUAAAAACAGCACUCCAGGUGACAACACAAGAAGUGGAGCCGGAAACUCCUGAGAAGAAGGUGGAUGCAACACCCCAGAAAGCACGGACCAAGCCACUGCCAGGUGUCACUCAUGAGAAAAGUGAGAAGGCCGAGGAAGGAGAAAAUAGUUUAGAUGAGGAAGAACUGAUGCAAGUAUACCAGCUCCAAGUAGCUGAAGAAAUGGCAAAGGAGAUUAAGAAGAAAAUCCGAAAGAAACUCAAGGAGCAGUUGGCUUACUUUCCCUCAGAGACUUCCUUUCCUUCAGAUACUUCAUUGUAUGAUGACAAAUUGAACGGUGAAAAAAGAAAAAAGAAAAAAAAGAAAGUUCCAGUCCUGUCUAAAUCUGAAACAAGUACAUUGAUCAUCUCUGAUGACCCAGUUGAAGGUGAACAAAAGAAGGAAUCUCCAGUUGGAGCAGUUACUUCAGAUUCUCAUCAAGAUGAUGAAAUAAGCUCAAAGGAACAAAAUGUAGAAGACAAUGUGCAAGAUGAUGCAAAAUCCAAACCGAAAAAAAAGAAGACGACUAAACCAGUUUCAGAUGAUAAUGAAGACACUGAUGGUGACGGUGUUCAUGAAAUAACAAGCCGAGAUAGUCCAGUUUAUCCCAAAUGUUUGCUUGAUGAUGACCUUGUCCUGGGAGUUUACAUUCACCGAACUGAUCGGCUUAAGUCAGAUUUUAUGAUUUCUCACCCGAUGGUGAAAAUUCAUGUGGUUGAUGAGAAUACUGGUCAAUAUGUCAAGAAAGAUGACAGUGAACGGCCUGUUUCAUCUUACUAUGAAAAAGAGAAUGUGGAUUAUAUUCUUCCUAUUAUGACCCAGCCUUAUGACUUUAAACAGUUAAAAUCAAGACUUCCAGAGUGGGAAGAACAAAUUAUAUUUAAUGAAAACUUUCCCUAUUUGCUUCGAGAUUUUGAUGAGAGUCCUAAAGUCAUCCUGUUCUUUGAGAUUCUUGAUUUCUUAAGCAUGGAAGAAAUUAAGAACAGCUCUGAAAUUCGAAACCAAGAAUGUGGCUUCCGGAAAAUCGCCUGGGCAUUUCUCAAGCUUCUAGGAGCCAAUGGAAAUGUAAACAUCAAUUCGAAACUUCGCUUGCAGCUGUAUUACCCACCCACAAAGCCUCGAUCCCAAUCAAAUGUCGUUGAGGUUUUUGAGUGGUGGUUAAAAUGUCCAAGAAAUCGUUAUCCAUCAACGUUGUAUGUAACUGUAAGAGGAUUAAAAGUUCCAGAAUGUAUAAAGCCAUCUUAUCGUUCUAUGAUGGCUCUUCAGGAAGAAAAGGGUAAACCAUUGUAUUGUGAACAACACCAUGAGGCACGUUCAGUAGACACAGAACCUGGAUUAGAAGAUUCAAAGGAAGUGGUGAAGUGGAAACGACUGCCUGGGCAGGCUUGCCGUAUCCCAAACAAGCACCUCUUCUCACUAAAUGCAGGAGAGCGAGGAUGUUUUUGUCUUGCUUUCUCCCACAAUGGAAGAAUAUUAGCAGCAGCCUGUGCCAGCCGGGAUGGGUAUCCAGUUAUUUUAUAUGAAAUUCCUUCUGGACGUUUCAUGAGAGAAUUGUGUGGCCACCUCAAUAUCAUUUAUGAUCUUUGCUGGUCAAAAGAUGAUCGCUAUAUUCUUACUGCAUCAUCUGAUGGCACUGCCAGGAUAUGGAAAAAUGAAAUAAACAAUACAAAUACUUUCAGAGUUUUACCUCAUCCUUCUUUUGUUUACACGGCUAAAUUCCACCCAGCUGUAAAAGAGCUGGUGGUUACAGGAUGCUAUGAUUCUGUGAUACGUAUAUGGAAAGUUGAUAUGAGAGAGGAUCCUGCCAUAUUAAUCCGACAGUUUGACGCUCACAAGAGUUUUAUCAACUCUCUCUGUUUUGAUAUUGAAGGUCAUCACAUGUAUUCAGGAGACUGCACAGGGGUGAUUGUUGUUUGGAGUACGUAUGUCAAAGUUAAUGAUGUGCAACACUCAGUGCGUCACUGGAGUAUGAAUAAGGAAAUUAAAGAGAGUGAGUUUAAGGGGAUUCCAAUAAGUUACUUGGAGGUUCAUCCCAAUGGAAAACGUUUGUUAAUUCAUACCAAAGACAGUACUUUGAGAAUUAUGGAUCUCCGAAUAUUAGCAGCAAGGAAAUUUGUAGGUGCAGCAAAUUAUCGAGAGAAGAUUCACAGUACUUUGACACCAUGUGGGACUUUUCUCUUUGCUGGAAGUGAGGAUGGUAUAGUAUAUGUUUGGAACCCAGAAACAGGAGAACAAGUAGCAAUGUAUUCUGACCUGCCAUUCAAGUCACCCAUUCGAGAUAUUGCUUAUCAUCCACUUGAAAAUAUGGUUGCAUUUUGUGCGUUUGGGCAGAAUGAGCCAAUUCUUCUAUAUAUUUAUGAUUUCCAUGUUGCCCAGCAGGAGGCUGAAAUGUUCAAACGCUACAAUGGAACCUUUCCAUUACCUGGAAUACACCAAAAUCAAGAUGCUUUAUGCAUCUGCCCUAGACUGCCUCAUCAGGGCUCUUUUCAGAUUGAUGACUAUGUCCACACUGAAAAUUCUUCAAUGAAGAUGCAGCAAGUGAAACAGAGGAUCGAUUCUGUCACAGAGGUGAUACGAGCCUGUGCUGCAAAGGUUAACAAAAAUCUCUCAUUUACUUCAGUAUCAGCCUCCUCACAACAGUUGAAGUCAAAACAAUCAAACGUGCUGGACGCUCAUCAGAUUCUGCGUCAGUUUGGUUUCACUCAAACUGGGAUUAUCAGUAUAGAAAGAAAGCCUUGUAACCACCAUGUAGAUACAGCACCAACGGUAGUGGCCCUUUAUGACUACACAGCGAAUCGAUCAGAUGAACUAACCAUCCAUCGCGGAGACAUUAUCCGAGUGUUUUUCAAAGAUAAUGAAGACUGGUGGUAUGGCAGCAGAGGAAAGGGACAGGAAGGUUAUUUUCCAGCUAAUCAUGUGGCUAGUGAAACACUGUAUCGAGAACAGCCUCCAGAGGUAAAGGAGCGAUCCCCUCCUUUAACCCCUAAGGAAAAAGCCAAAAUGGAAAAAGCUUUUUCAGCUCCACAAAAGGUGGGAGUGUCCUGGAACCAAUCCCCCUUGGAUACUGAGGGCCAACUGUACAUACAUGUAUUUAAGCAGUCAUUCAAGUCCCAGGAUUUCAGACCGGGCUCAGAGUCUAUGACACAUUCUGAGGUGGGCAGAGAACAGAGCCUUGAGGACCACAGACACAUCAUGGAUGUGCAGGGGAAGAAGAACGAGCAAACUGGCCGGAAAGUCACCCUCAUAGAGUAAAGAGCUGAAGAAGAAUGAAGGGGCAAGGAACCAAAUAUACAGAAAUGAAAUGACAAAUUAAACCAAAUGGAAUUUCUCUUCAGAGUUCAGAAAUUUCAGAUGGCCAGGAAGAAAGGAAGGCUCUACUAUUUCUUAUCCUUAUGAAAGAAUCUAGAAAAAUCAGAAGCAAGGAAUCGAUUCUGUGGACUCAAACUAACACAUGGACAGUAACAUUUUAUUCAAGAAACAGUAUCCCAGUCACAUAAGAGAAAAUAAAAACAUCAAGAGUCACGUCAAUCAAAAGGCUCUGUUGAGUGGCAAACUCAGUCUGUGGAUGGACCCAAUUAUCUGCAGGCGAACUGAAUGUCAGCAUCAUUUAGGGUUAACAAUGGACCAGCUAGGCAAAAGCAGACAGCUACUCUCUGCAGAGACCCGGAAAGCAAACUUGGUAAUGAGGUCUGGCAAACUGAAACAUCCAAUACACUUGCGACAGACAAACUAGAGUUGCUGCAAAUCCUACAGUCCCAUGAAGUAAAGCCUGGCGCAUUUCCUUUGGAAGGUCGGAGUUCCUCGGACUACAAACAAGAGGACACAAGGGAGAGUGGGAACCUUGAAUCUGGAAGUUUUCAUGAGAAGGGAAAGGUUCCAGGUGGUAAAGAAUAGGAUGGGUCUUGCUCAGCAGAAACAGAGAACAGUCUUCAACAAAAUAGUUUUAUCAAAAAUGAAUCUCAUGCACCCCAAUAUUCAUUGCAGCACUAUUUACAAUAUCCAAGACAUGGAGCAGCCUAAAUGUCCGUCAGCAGAUGAAUGGAUAAAGAAGAUGUGGUACAUAUGCACAAUGGAAUAUUAGUCGCCCAUAAUAAAGAAUGAAAUAAUGCCAUUUGCAACAACACGAAUGGACCUAGAGAUUAUCAUACUAAGUGAACCAAAAUUGUUUGCAGUGCCCCACACCUGACUUCCAGCUGGUUCUUGUAUUCAGGCACAAACAAAAGCAAGACAAACACACACUGCAUCUGUACUUUGAAACAGCCUCAAUUCCAGGUGGUUGAAAGGACUCCCUGGGGCACCUGAAACUCAGGUGGGACCAUAGCAGUGUUUCAAGCCCAGCCCACCUGUAAUUCCCCUUUCCUCAAGGCUGCCAGGCAGUCAAGAGCUGGGUGUGCAGAACUGGUGACUCGAGUUCUAUCAGGUGUCAGCCUCUGGCACGUGCAGUGGCAAGAGGCAGGCUGAUCCUCCAAAACGUCUUCAGCCUGCGCUUCACUGAGGUCACAGCCCGAGGACCUCACGUGUCCCCAUCCAUUUCCCAAAGAGCAUUUUCCUCCGGACUGAAGGGGAAAAUCCAGCUUCCUGAAGUAGCGUGUGCAGCAGGCGAGCUAGGGAGCCUGCCUUCUGGUGACCAGGGUGCUCAGCCAUUCCAGGCCAGGUGUGGGUGCCUGGUGGGUCUCAGUUCUCCCCGUCACUGCUUCCCAUUUCCUUGCAGUGCCAGUGGACCUCGAGGCAUGUCUAAACUGCCAUCACAGGCUUUCUUCGUCACUGAUUUACAACAUCAGCCAAAUAAUCAUCUGGCAAGAAGAAGAAGAUAACACGGCGUGCUUAACAAGAAGGUAAUGUGUGUGAGUGUUUAGGUAGUCGCUAAUUAUUUUCUGACUGGAGAACCAGAUAGACUGUGGCAACGCUGUUUCUAACCCCACUGCUUUAACACUUUCCUAAGUGGACAAAUGGAUGUGAAUCAGAAAGGAGGGUAAAGUGAGG
Molecule: messenger RNA, 5493 nt
Organism: Lagenorhynchus albirostris (white-beaked dolphin)
Lineage: Eukaryota; Metazoa; Chordata; Mammalia; Artiodactyla; Delphinidae
Gene: AHI1
Product: Abelson helper integration site 1
Exons: 32
Coding region: 160-3762 (1200 amino acids)
Biological process (GO): motile cilium assembly
Cellular component (GO): ciliary basal body
Molecular function (GO): protein binding
Source: RefSeq, a predicted model, not a curated record